AUGGAGUUCCACGUCAAACAGCUUCACAAGGACGAGGACGUCCGGCAGGAUGCAUCCCUGUUGAGUACGACAGCCUGGCAGGAGUACAGGCUCCUGACGUCCGUCAGCACGCCGGUGUUCGAUCGCAAAGGGAAUCGCAACAAUCGGACAAGAAUAGCGAAUCUACUAGGUGUGGCGGGCACGGAUGUACCAAUUGACGACAUCCGAAAGCUCACGUUGCCAUACAAGCUAGGCGUGAAUGGAUACGCCUUUAUCGUGUCCAACAACGGAUACGUGAUACUGCAUCCGGACUUGAGACCCGUAUACAAAGGCAAAUUGAAGCUGAAUUACAACAGCAUCGACCUAACAGAGGUGGAGAUCUUGGACGACGGCCGUGGCCCAAGGUAAUUUGAUUAAAUCCUCUUCUUCUUUAAAUGCAUGUAAAGAACCUGCCGUGAAGAAAUUUAACUUUGAAUUUUAAGAUUAAAUUUUAAUUAAUUUAACCUUGAAUUCUAAAGUUGAAUUUCAAUUAAUUUAACUUUGAAUUUUAAGGUUAGAUUUCAAUUAA
Messenger RNA from Heterotrigona itama, 547 nucleotides. NCBI's taxonomy places the organism in Eukaryota, Metazoa, Arthropoda, Insecta, Hymenoptera, Apidae. The record is from the annotation of a GenBank genome assembly.